AAAAUGCCUUCAUCAGACGCGUUGCUUGGUUUUGCUGCAGACAACCCAUACUUUCAGGCUGGUUUCGGUCUCUUGGGCGUUGGCGCGGCAAUGACGCUUGCCCGGACUGGAUCUAUCUGGGCAGCAACCGCUCUCCGGAGGCGGAUGCUUGUUUCUCUUGAAAUCGACAACCGAGACCGCGCUUAUGAGUGGUUUCUGGCCUGGAUGGCGCAUCGGACGAAUCCCAACAUUCCGACGCGUGCUGCUAGGUGGAUUCGCAGUCACGAGCUAAGCGUUGCCACCAUGAUUGAACGCCGUCCCAACGGCAGCUCUUCUGUCUUUUUUCAGCUUGUCGCUGGUCCUGGCACUCAUUGGUUCAAAUACAAAGGCGCGUGGAUGCAGGUUAAACGACAGCGAGAGACGCGUUCCAUGAUGGGCGGCCAGCAAACGGGCAUGUCUGUCCCUUGGGAAACCGUUACAUUAACCACACUGUCUCGCGACCGAACGUUGUUUCCUCAGCUACUCGCGGAGGCACGUGAUCUAGGUAUGCGUGGUCAGGAAGGCAAACUUGUGAUCCACACCGCCUGGGGAAUCGAGUGGCGUCCAUUUGGCAAACCACGCCGUAAACGCCCGCUAAAGAGUGUAGUCUUAGAGUCCGGGCUGGGUGAGAAGAUCGAGCAAGACAUCAAGUCUUUUCUCGGACGACGGCAGUGGUAUGCUGACCGCGGUGUGCCAUAUCGACGUGCCUAUCUUCUUCAUGGCCCGCCUGGGUCCGGGAAAACUUCGUUCAUUCAGGCAUUGGCUGGCUCGUUAUCAUACGAUAUCUGUAUCGUCAACCUUUCCGAACGAGGCUUGGCCGAUGACAAGCUGAACCAUCUUCUGUCUAAUGUACCCGAGCGCAGCUUUGUUCUUAUCGAGGACAUUGAUGCAGCUUUCAAUAAGCGUGUCCAGACCACUGCCGACGGAUACCAAUCCUCCAUCACGUUCUCUGGAUUUUUAAAUGCACUAGAUGGUGUCGCCUCCGGGGAAGAGCGAAUCGUGUUUAUGACGACCAAUCACGUUGACAAAUUAGAUCCUGCUCUGAUUCGCCCAGGCAGAGUCGAUUUCAUGGCUCUAGUCGAUGAUGCGUCGUCUCAACAAGCGCGCACGCUUUUUGAAAACUUUUACAGCGGAAUUGAUCUCCCUGUUGAUGAGUUUGCUAGACUGGCACACCAGGUCGAAGAAGUUGUUCAAAAAAAUCAAGAACAAGGUCGGAAGGUCAGCAUGGCCGCUCUGCAAGGUCACUUCAUUCGGAAUCCAGCGAACGAAGCGGUUUCGCUCCUCGGGGACUUGUUUCACGCAUGA
Messenger RNA from Mycena indigotica, 1323 nucleotides. RefSeq lists its product as uncharacterized. NCBI's taxonomy places the organism in Eukaryota, Fungi, Basidiomycota, Agaricomycetes, Agaricales, Mycenaceae. Bases 4 to 1323 code for a protein of 439 amino acids. Gene Ontology annotation, molecular function: ATP hydrolysis activity; ATP binding. The transcript is spliced from 5 exons. The record is from RefSeq and is a predicted model, not a curated record. Gene Ontology annotation, cellular component: mitochondrial inner membrane. Gene Ontology annotation, biological process: mitochondrial respiratory chain complex III assembly; protein insertion into mitochondrial inner membrane from matrix.